CUACCUUCUCCAUCCAUCUCAAUCCUCAUUCAACACAAACACCCCAGAAAAAUCAAAAACCUCCAAACCAUUUUCUAUGAAUGGGAAAUGAAAAACAUCCCAAGAGAAACAUCCCAUGCAAGAGAAGAAGGAAAAGAAGAAAAAGAAGGAGAUGAAGAGGAAGAGGAGGAAGCUCAAUGUGAGUGGGACUUCAAUCUCACUACAGUGGUCUCCUCUAACAUGCACAGGGAGGUAUCCGACACACUGGGUGUGAUUGAAUUCGACCCAUCUGACCAGCUCUUAGUAACGGGUGGGAUUGCACGCAAGAUAAGGAUCUACACCGUCAAGUCAUUGGUCCCACAAGAACCAAGCCUAGGGGCGCACCCUUUGGUAUUGGACCACACUACUGCCUGCGACUUCUACAUAUGUACUCCAGCUAAGCUUAGCAGCCUCCGUUGGAGGCCCGAUUCAGCGAGUCACGUUGUCGGGUCCGGUGACUAUGAUGGGGUUGUCACGGAAUAUGAUCUCGACCGUCGGAUGGCUGUGUUUGAGCGUGAUGAGCAUGGGGGACGGCGGGUCUGGAGCUUGGACUACUCGAGAUGGGCCGCACCGGUAGGUGCAUCAGGAUCAGAUGAUGGUACGGCCCACUUGUGGGACCCACGGUGUGGUGCAGGUGGGACGUGUGUGGCUGUCGUGCGGCCUAGUGUGGCAUGUAGCCCUGUGUGUUGCGUCGAGUUCGAUCCCUGCGGUGGGCCGUUGAUUGCAAUCGGGUCCGCUGAUCGAAGGGCGUACACUUACGAUGUGAGGAACAUGUCGGGUCCGGUUUCCAUCUUCUCGGGUCAUGAGAAGACGGUAACGUACGUGCGGUUCUUAGGGGAAUGCCAGAUGGUCACUGCAGCGACCGACGGAUGCCUGAAGCUGUGGGACAUGAUCGGUGCACGUGUGAUACGCACGUACAAGGGGCACGUGAACAGUAGGAGCUUCGUCGGGUUAUCCGUGUGGCGUAACGCGGCGCUUUUCGGGUGCGGGUCGGAGAGCAAUGAGGUGUACGUGUAUGAUCGGAGGUGGGCUGGGCCCAUCUGGGUUCGCGGGUUUGGGCCUGCAUCGCGAGAUGGGUGCGACGAUAGGUUCGUUAGCAGCGUUUGCUGGCGGCAGGCCGGCGACGAUGAGUGCACGCUCGUUGCCGGAGGAUCCGAUGGGAAUUUACAGGUUUUUGUAGGCCAAAAAAAGCCAUCUUUUAUUUGAUGAAUUUUCUCAUUCACCCAUAAUUUUAUUUAAAAAAUUGUCAUUUGAGACAAAAAAUAAUAAUUUUGGUGGACAACUGAAAAUGGGUUCAUCUGAUUUUAAUUAAUGAUAAUUAUAUAUUAGCUAAUAUAUAAUUAUGAUUAAUUAAAAUGAGAUGAACUCAUUUUCAUGUGUCUGCCAAAUAAGAAAGAAAAUGAGAAAAGUGCAUUUUUAUUUUUA
Magnolia sinica is the source of this 1443-nucleotide messenger RNA. RefSeq names its product WD repeat-containing protein RUP2-like. The transcript has a single exon. Gene Ontology annotation, biological process: response to UV-B. Gene Ontology annotation, molecular function: protein binding. The record is from RefSeq and is a predicted model, not a curated record. Lineage: Eukaryota; Viridiplantae; Streptophyta; Magnoliopsida; Magnoliales; Magnoliaceae. The coding region runs from base 88 to 1224 and encodes 378 amino acids.